CCUGCCUUGCUCUUGCUCCACGACCAAGGUCACAAUGUCCGACAAAUACCCACCUGUAUUUGACAGUGACAGCGAGGAAGACGAGCAGGUUGAAAAGCCUCGUACCAACCCCAGUGAGAGCACCAUAUACCCGUCUGUGUUCGACAGCGACAGCGACAGCGAAAGCCAGCACGACGACAGCGAAGACAGCGACUGGGAGAAGAGCAAGCACAGGAAGGACACCCGAUCCACCACGCUGACAGAUGAUCCACCAGUGCCCGGAUGCCCAGCCAAACCGAAAACACAGACACAGAGGAUCCAGCCGCCCGUCUCACUCCUGACGCUGGCCCUCAAGCGGCAGCAGCAGCUCAACAAGCGGAACCCGCCCUUGCCCCUUGUCCUGCCAGCGAAGGAACGGAACCCGCCAUCGCUACUGACACAGGGACUCGAGAUCCUCCGACAAGCACCAACUACAUCACUUCUCCGACAAGCUUCCGCACCACCGCCUCAGCAAAACUUGACAACCUACCAGCAGCGAACCAGGAACUUGAAGUCUACCGCUAUCCGAUGGGCUGAUCAACAACCUAUCCCUAUUCGCAACCAGCAAUGGCAGCUUCAGCAGGCCCUGGCCGCCAGGUUCAACCAGAACAAUAACAACCCCCCGGUCCGUCUCCCUCUAGAAUCCGGGCUCGACCGCGAGAUGCAGCCCGCAAACAGAAAACAAGCCCUGGACUUUGCCGUGCUGCGCACGUCACUCCACCGCGACCGCACAACCCUUCCUCAGGCCGGGCCGAUGCGGAAUCCCUUCCCUCCGCACAACAACACCACCACCAACAACAACAACAACACAAAUGGUGAGGAGGUGGUUGUCGUCCCCCGUGACAGGGAGUGGGCGUGCUGCAACUGUGGCGCGGGCAACUCGCGCUAUGAGUUUCUGUGCUGGGCCUGCGCGGCGCAUUCCAGGGGCGACGGCGGCGGACCCGACGGGCACUGCUGCGCCACGCUUGACCCGGAUGGGCCUGAGGGUACCUGGGCGGGACAGCUGGUUGGUGAAGGCAGAGACAUACCCCCUUCUUGCUAGAAGUAG
Messenger RNA from Canariomyces notabilis, 1066 nucleotides. RefSeq lists its product as uncharacterized. The transcript has a single exon. The coding region runs from base 35 to 1060 and encodes 341 amino acids. Lineage: Eukaryota; Fungi; Ascomycota; Sordariomycetes; Sordariales; Chaetomiaceae. The record is from RefSeq and is a predicted model, not a curated record.